AUCUAUAAAACGUUAACAUGAUGUUUGUUAUUCUUCUUAUUAACAUUAAUAUUAAAGUAAACCUCACCCAUCUUUGAGAACUGUAGAAAUUUUGAGAAAUUCCGUAUGGAUGUUUUAUUGGCUACUUUUUAUACGCCAUAUAUCACUUUGCACAUGGCAAGCUACACGUUUUCUUUCAGAAAUAAUGCCCGAUAUCUCUCUCCAUUCAUCAUUCAUGCCUCCACGAGUUAUUAAUGCAUUCUUUUUUUCCCCAGGCGGCGCGUGAGAUUUUUUUAUUCCUUUUCCGGGUCCUAAAGAGUAAUUUACUCUUGUGUGUGUGUGUGUGUGUGUGUGUGUGCGCGUGACGCGUGGCCAAUUUAGAAACGGCGCGAAAAGAGCUCGCGCAGCGGAGCGUCUUCGUGCAGCUCCAGCAAUAACCAGAAUCUGCGCAUUUUAGUGAUUCGUGCGACACCUCGGACAGGAGUGACGAUUAGACGAGAGAGCAGGCGAGUAUUGGUCUUUGUUGCACUUCUCGGUUUCUCUGCAUGCUCAAGCAGGUGCGGAGAAGCCGGAGCGCUUGGAGCACUCUGCGCCGCGCCAGGAACAAUGGGAUCUGACCGGCAUACUGAUACACUUCUCGCGCUGCGUCUCCAUCACCUCAGCACCGGCGGCUCCGGGAGCAGUUCUGGCGCACUCUUUCCUCUCCGCUCCGCUUUUCUUUAGAUCAGCUCGUCUUUUUUUUGUUUUGCAUAUUUAUGCUUGUCACGUCGUCGUGCGUGCAUCGCUGCGUGCUUGAAAUUGCGGGACCGUUUUGGAAGUUGGGACGGCGUGAGCUCCGUGUGUCUGCGCGAUGUGGAGGGCUGGAGAGUGCUGGCGUACGGCGCUGCUGAUGCUGCCCGUGCUGAUGGCCGUGACACUCGGCCGCACUCCGAUAUCACACAGGGUUAAUGAACCCAGCAACAUGUCGUACGUCAAAGUCACCGUGGACAAACUGCUUAAAGGCUACGACAUUAGGCUCAGGCCCGAUUUUGGAGGUCCUCCGGUUGACGUGGGGAUGAGUAUUGACAUCUCCAGCAUUGACAUGGUGUCUGAGGUGAACAUGGACUACACCAUCACCAUGUAUUUCCAGCAAUCAUGGCGUGAUAAACGCCUGUCCUACACAGGGAUUCCUCUGAACUUGACGCUGGAUAACCGUGUGGCAGAUCAACUCUGGGUGCCUGACACUUACUUCAUAAAUGACAAGAAAUCUUUCGUUCAUGGUGUCACCGUCAAGAACCGCAUGAUUCGGCUGCAUCCAGAUGGAACUGUGCUCUAUGGCCUCAGGAUAACUACAACAGCAGCCUGUAUGAUGGACCUGCGGAGGUACCCACUGGAUGAACAGAACUGCACCCUGGAGAUUGAGAGCUAUGGGUAUACCACAGAUGACAUUGAGUUUUAUUGGCAGGAGGGAAGUUCAGUGACUGGAGUAGACAACAUUGAGUUGCCACAGUUCUCCAUCAUUGACUAUAAAACUUUGUCUAAGAAGGUGGUGUUUGCAACAGGGUCAUACCCUCGUCUGUCCCUGAGCUUUAAGCUGAAGAGAAACAUUGGAUAUUUUAUCCUGCAAACCUACAUGCCCUCAAACCUGAUCACCAUCCUGUCCUGGGUCUCCUUCUGGAUUAAUUAUGAUGCUUCUGCAGCACGGGUAGCUCUAGGAAUCACUACUGUACUGACCAUGACUACCAUCAACACCCAUCUACGAGAGACGCUACCCAAGAUCCCCUAUGUAAAAGCCAUAGAUAUAUAUCUAAUGGGCUGCUUUGUCUUCGUGUUCCUUGCCCUGCUUGAGUAUGCAUUUGUUAACUACAUUUUCUUCGGCCGAGGUCCUCACCUACAGAAGAAAGUGGCAGAAAAAGCUGCUAAGAGCAACAAUGAGAAGAGCAGACUGGAGAGCAACAAAAUCCAGGUGGAUGCCCAUGGAAACAUCCCCCUUACCAAUCUUGACCUUCGCCUCACUGGGGCGGAGAUGCUCGGUGGUCUUGGUGACCCUCGGAAUACGAUGUUCUCUUAUGACAGUGCCAGCAUCCAAUACCGCAAGCCCCUGACAGGUUGUGACCUUUACGGCCGGCCGACUGCUUCCCUCGAGCGGCCGAUCAAGCACAAGAAGAGUCGCUUGAGGAAGCGGGCAUCUCAGCUUAAGGUGAAAAUUCCAGACCUGACAGAUGUGAAUGCCAUCGACAAGUGGUCACGUGUCAUCUUUCCCAUCACCUACACUUUCUUCAACCUAGUCUACUGGCUUUACUAUGUCCACUAGGGGACAGUACUGCACUCAACUUAGCUUCCACUUAUCAGAUCCGGUCAGGCUUUCUCAACCUAGGGGUUAUUUAAAAUUGCAAUUUAAUUUGAUCUCCUGCCAUAUAUAAGCUAUACAGUCAUCUAGAUAAUGUAAUUACUAUUAGUUUCUGAUUAGAGCUUUCUAUUUAUCACCCCUGCUUCAUGUGAGAAUAGACUACAGGGGUGUGAUGGUGCUGCAUUUAACUGUGCAAGAAUGCACUAUAGCCCAAACAACAGAUACAGCUGUAGGCAGCAUUUAAAAGUCAGACAAUAUGGCUUUAGCCAAUAAACAUUAUGUACCAGCCUUUUAAAUAUUUGCACUCUUUUGGGAAAUUCUAGACUUAAAGGACACUGCAGUUUGGGUUGGGUUUUUUUGGGAGGUCGGCCCAUGUGCUAAUACACAAUUGGUGCACUAAAUAUUUGCGCAUUAGAUAGUCCUUAGAGUUGCCACACUUAGCUCUUGUACAUGUUUUACAACAUGAUGACAAAUUAGCUGAAAAUACAGCAGGGAUAUAUACAAACAAACAUAUUUUAAAUCUUUUCACAAAACCUGUGU
Hemibagrus wyckioides is the source of this 2848-nucleotide messenger RNA. RefSeq names its product gamma-aminobutyric acid type A receptor subunit beta1 (gene gabrb1). The transcript has 9 exons. Bases 830 to 2272 code for a protein of 480 amino acids. Gene Ontology annotation, cellular component: GABA-A receptor complex; synapse; membrane. Gene Ontology annotation, molecular function: GABA-A receptor activity; extracellular ligand-gated monoatomic ion channel activity; neurotransmitter receptor activity. NCBI's taxonomy places the organism in Eukaryota, Metazoa, Chordata, Actinopteri, Siluriformes, Bagridae. The record is from RefSeq and is a predicted model, not a curated record. Gene Ontology annotation, biological process: chemical synaptic transmission; nervous system process; regulation of membrane potential.